CACUCCAGCCUAAGCGACAGAGCCAGACCCUAUCUCCAAAAAAAAAAAAGAAUUGAAGCAGCCCAGCAUGGGAUUGGGAUUGGGACCAAUGCUGGCAAGGGGGACCAUGGAUGGAAUUGGGUUCCUGUGGGGGUAAAGGAAGGUUCCAGGGAACCCUGUGAGAGUUCCUUGGGCCUAAAUGGGGGCUGGGCCUAAAUGGGGGCUGGGGAAGUUGGAGCCCCAGUGAUCUGGGAUGUGGAGGAACCCCUGCCAUGCUGGGAAGUGUCAGACCUUAGAUGAGUGGGGAUGUGGGGCCUGGGUUUGUCAAAAGGCUUUAGGGACUGAUCCCCACCCCUGCUGUUGAAGGCAGGGCACCACUGCUUCAAGAGAGGGGUACAGGCCCUAUGGGACAGGUAGGAGGACUGCAGAGAAACAUGGCACCUUAUAAGCAGCUUGGCCUCACCCCGCAAUACACAGAUGGGGAAGGGGCUUGAACCCAUGCCUCCUUGGUUGGCUGGGUCUUCCUCACACCAGGCUAACAUGUCAUGACAAGCUGCCGACUUCAAGGUAGGUGAUAAUGGGAGCUCUGUGGCCCCAUAAAGCCCUCCCAGUCACCUGCCACCUAGGUUUGGCCAGGUGGUGGGAGGUGAUGUCACUCAGCUGCCCAGCUGGGGACUGAGCAUGAUGUGGAAGGAAGGGAGCAAACUCCAGAGGAGGGGUGGCCAGCCAAGGCAGGUUCCAUGGUCAGCUGAGCCAUCGGGGGCAGAGGAGGAGGCAGGAGGCAGAUGGUUCGUUAUUUGCAGCUGUGGACUUUGCUUCUCACAAAUCCCAGCAGGAGGACUUCCCUACACUAGGCUCAGGACAGGCUGUUGUGGCGAGAGGGGCUGGAGGGACCCUGGGUCAAGUGAACAUUCUCCUUGCUGCACUAGAGCUACAGAAUGGAGUUGGGACAAGCACAGACCCACAGAUCUGAGCUUGAACCCUGGCUCCACUGCCUCCUCAUUCACUUACUCCAUCUUUUAUUCAUUCAGCUGGCAUGCAUUCAUUGAGCACUUGUGUGUACAGCCAUGAUCAGGGUGCUGGUGAUGCUGAUGAAAAUGGGACAGAUAAUGUUUCCUGUCCUCGUCGAUGUUCCAGGAGGCACAAUCUCUUGUUGAACAACCGUUUGUGAGAGGAUAUAACUGUGGAAGUGAUAAUUAAGUUCUAGAAUGAUAAGUAUGAUGCAGGGGCUGGGGUGGUGAGAAGUUGAAGAAAGCACUUCAGGCAGCAUCCACAGCCUGGGCAAAGGCCCUGAGGCCUGAGGGACCAGGGAGCUUAUGAGGAAGUUGGUGGGGUUAGAGCGGUUCUCAUGAGCGAGAGUGUAGGACCAGAGGGGUGAGCCUGGGUUAUGUCUGUGGCUAUGGGCCAGUUAUUUCACCUCUGUGCCUUCCUUUCCUCAUCUCUAAAAUGGGGAUACGAAUCUUUCCAGGUGGCUCUGAAGAUUCAGUGUGGCAUCAUAGGUAACUGUUGCAGGCACCCAGGUGUUGACUGUGUGUCCAUUGUUGUUAUAGUUGGUUGAAUCUAUCCCAUUAAUUCUCCUUCCCCAGGCAAGACUCGUGGCUGUGACCCAUGGGCCUCUGAGGAGGCGUUGUAAGUCCGCCCAGCUCCCCACUUGCUGUGCUCUCACUCAAUGCGAAGGGAACCAAGGUACCAGGGCCAAGUGGGUCCAGACAUCCACACGGAUUCUGAAAGGACUUUGUCCAGCCAUCAGCCACGGCUUCUCAGCAGCAACAAGAUGGAAGUCAAAGGUCAGCUGAUCAGCUCUCCUACCUUCAAUGCCCCAGCUGCCCUGUUCGGAGAGGCUGCCCCCCAGGUGAAGUCAGAGCGUCUGCGGGGGCUGCUUGACCGGCAGCGGACCCUGCAGGAGGCCCUGAGCCUGAAACUUCAGGAGCUCCGCAAAGUGUGUCUCCAGGAGGCGGAGCUGACUGGCCAGCUGCCCCCUGAGUGCCCACUAGAGCCUGGUGAACGGCCCCAGUUGGUCCGCCGGCGGCCCCCCACAGCCCGCGCCUACCCUCCACCGCACCCCAACCAAGCACACCACUCCUUGUGCCCUGCUGAGGAGCUGGCUCUUGAGGCCCUGGAGCGCGAGGUGUCAGUGCAGCAGCAGAUCGCGGCGGCCGCCCGCCGCCUGGCCCUGGCCCCUGAUCUGAGCACCGAGCAGCGCCGGCGCCGGCGCCAGGUCCAGGCAGACGCACUGAGGAGGCUGCACGAGCUAGAGGAGCAGCUCGGGGAUGUCCGGGCCCGCCUUGGCCUCCCAGUGCUCCCGCUGCCCCAGCCACUGCCACUGUCCACGGGGUCAGUGAUCACUGCCCAGGGAGUCUGCCUGGGCAUGCGCCUUGCUCAGCUCAGCCAAGAGGACGUAGUUCUGCACUCAGAGAGCAGCUCCCUCUCAGAGUCUGGGGCCAGCCAUGACAACGAGGAGCCCCAUGGCUGCUUCUCUCUGGCCGAGCGCCCCUCACCACCCAAGGCUUGGGACCAGCUGCGGGCAGUAUCUGGGGGGAGCCCUGAGCGGCGAACCCCAUGGAAACCACCUCCAUCAGAUCUUUAUGGGGAUCUGAAGAGCCGGCGGAACUCUGUGGCCAGCCCCACCAGCCCCACACGCUCGCUGCCCAGGAGUGCUUCCAGUUUUGAGGGGCGAAGUGUGCCUGCCACCCCUGUCCUCACCCGGGGCGCUGGCCCCCAGCUCUGCAAACCUGAAGGCCUUCAUUCUCGUCAGUGGUCCGGCAGUCAGGACUCCCAGAUGGGCUUCCCCCGGGCGGACCCUGCCUCCGAUCGCGCCUCCCUCUUCGUAGCUCGCACCCGCCGCAGCAACAGUUCUGAGGCCCUGCUGGUGGACCGGGCCGCUGGUGGGGGAGCUGGCUCCCCGCCCGCCCCUCUGGCUCCCUCUGCCUCUGGCCCCCCAGUCUGCAAGAGCAGUGAGGUGCUGUAUGAGCGCCCCCAACCAACCCCUGCCUUCUCCUCCCGCACAGCAGGCCCCCCAGACCCUCCCCGGGCCGCCCGGCCUAGCUCAGCUGCCCCUGCCUCCCGAGGUGCCCCCCGGCUCCCACCUGUGUGUGGGGACUUCCUCUUGGACUAUUCCUUGGACCGGGGCCUGCCCCGCAGUGGCGGUGGAGCAGGCUGGGGGGAGCUGCUGCCUGCAGCUGAGGUCCCAGGACCCCUCUCCCGCCGGGAUGGGCUCCUCACCAUGCUCCCCGGCCCACCACCUGUGUAUGCAGCUGACAGCAACAGCCCCCUCCUCCGCACCAAGGACCCCCACACCCGUGCCACCCGCACUAAGCCCUGUGGCCUGCCCCCAGAGGCUGCCGAGGGCCCUGAGGUGCAUCCAAACCCUCUGCUGUGGAUGCCCCCGCCCACCCGUAUCCCCUCGGCUGGUGAACGCAGUGGCCACAAGAACCUGGCUCUGGAGGGGCUGCGGGACUGGUACAUCCGGAACUCGGGACUGGCUGCGGGGCCCCAGCGCCGGCCUGUGCUCCCUUCCGUGGGCCCGCCACACCAACCCUUCCUUCAUGCCCGCUGCUAUGAGGUGGGCCAGGCGCUGUAUGGGGCCCCCAGCCAGGCGCCACUCCCACACUCGAGGAGUUUCACGGCGCCCCCUGUCUCUGGCAGAUACUACGCGGACUUCCUGUAUCCCCCGGAGCUGAGCGCUCGUUUAAGUGACCUGACGCUAGAGGGGGAGCAGUCCUCCAGUUCUGACACCCAGACCCCGGGGACACUGGUCUGACCCCUUCUGAUAUGUCCCUUGUUGGCCUGGGCACGAUUCCAAUCUGGGGAGCACACAGCUGACCUCGCUGGGCCCUGCGGUGUGGUUGCUCUCAGUCCUGAGCGGAGUGCGCCAACCUAAUCUUCCAAGGCCCCUGGCUCCCUGUAGGCCCAGGAAGGUGUCUGACACUCUGCUUCUUGUCUCACACUGUGCUGGGGACUGGGGGCCCUCAGCCAGCUUAAAAGAGGGGGGAUGAUGUCAUGGGGACCCCAAGCCCCUUCCUCCAUUUAUGUUUACAGUUGUGACUUAGGUAUUCACUGUCUUCCUCCAACACUAGGCGUUUUAUAAAAGGGAAACUGUGAUCUCAUCUGGUUGGGUUCAUUCCUGUUCCCAUGCCCAACCAGGUUCCAUUCAGGAACCCCCUCCAUAAAAUGGACCAUAUCGGGUCUCAGGGCCAUUUAGGGCCGCCAGGAGACUCUGGUGUGAACAGAAAUCCCUGCCACGCAUUGCCAGGGCAGUUGUUGGGGCAGUGGGCUCUCUGCCCACACUUGGAAGGACUGCAGUCUGGGUGGGAUGCCUGAAGGAGCCCAACCCCGUCUGUGCCCAUGGCCUCUGCCCUGACCACCCCCAGUCAGGAGGCCCCACAGGAGGGGUAAAGGGAAGAGCCAUCAGGUGUGCUGUGUCCUGGGAUCCUGUGGGGGUUGAACUUGGCAUCUACCAGAUCUGGCACCCAGUAGAUGCCAGUGAAAUCCUCAGGUGAGGUCUGGCUACAGGCCACGGGCCACUCACCACUCACACCUUCCUUGGCUUUCCUUCCACCCCUCACCCUUUUUUUUUUUUUUUUUUUUCUGGAGAUGGGGUCUUGCUCUGUCGCCAGGCUGGAGUGCAGUGGCGCAAUCUCAGCUCACUGCAACCUCCGCCUCCUGGGUUCUCCUGCCUCACCCUCCCGAGUAGCUGGGAUUACAGGCACAUGGCACCACGCCCAGCUAAUUUUUGUAUUCUUAGUAGAGACAAGGUUUCACCAUAUUGGCCAGGCUGGUCUUGAACUCUUGACCUCGUGAUCUGCCCGCCUUGGCCUCCCAAAGUGCUGGGAUUACAGCCGUGAGCCACUGCACCCAACCCCAAUCCACCACUUUUUAAGCAAAUCCACACAAGUUGUGUUUUCUAUGAUACCUGUCUGUGAUUUUCGGAGCUGGGGGUUCCCUUACCCCCUUUUCCUGGUGUUAAACUUUUCUUUUUAUACCAAUGGAUCUGGACCCAAGACAUUACCCACAUUGGAAGGGGAUUUGUAUAAUAAAUGUGUAAACUGAA
Messenger RNA from Nomascus leucogenys (northern white-cheeked gibbon), 5029 nucleotides. It is a transcript of the gene CCDC120, whose product is annotated as coiled-coil domain containing 120. The record is from RefSeq and is a predicted model, not a curated record. NCBI's taxonomy places the organism in Eukaryota, Metazoa, Chordata, Mammalia, Primates, Hylobatidae.